AGGACCUUGGGGCCUUCUUCCCAACUGGCACCCUGGCGCAGCGAGCCGCGCUGCACGUCGAAGCGUGCCGGCGCAGGCCCGGAGGGGGCGCAGGCGCGGCUUCCCGCGCUGCCGGUGGAGCUCGUCGGCGACUUCAGCCGGUGCUUGGCGCUCGAGGACUUCGCGCGGGCCCUCGCCCGCGCGACGUGGUCUUGUGGUGGAGAUCCCGCAGCGGAUGAACGGCGGGCGGACGAUGCCCUGGGCGGACCUCGAGGCCCUGUCCAUGCGGGCGAGGGACGUAGGCGCCCGGCUGCACAUGGACGGCGCGCGGCUUUGGGAGGCGCAGCCCUACUACGGCAGGAGCCUGGCGGACAUCUGCAGACUCUUCGACUCCGUCUACGUCUCCUUCUACAAGGGCCUGGGCGGCACCUGCGGAGCCAUGCUCUGCGGGGAGUCGAGCCUCGUCGGGAUCGCGAGGGCGUGGCUGGUGCGGCUCGGCGGCAGCAUGUUCACGCUCGCACCGCACUGGCUUGACGCUCAGAUGCAGCUGCGAGCCCACCGUGGCGGCUUCGAGGCCCGAUUCGAGAAGCUCCGAGAGGUGGUGCAGGCGCUCUCUGGCGACGCGCUCGUCAGCAAGAUCCUGCGGUUUGAGCCGCCCAUUCCCCAAUCGUGCCUGGUGCACGGCUACAUCGCUUCCGAGGCCCCGAGGGACGUCGUCGAAGCCGCGCACGAGAGGGUGGCCAGCGCGACCGGGUCGCGGCUCUGGAACAGCCUGCGCGGAGCGGGCUACGGUGGCGACGGGGCAAGCUCCACCGAGGCCUACUUCGAGUGGAGCGCCAGGGGCGGCCUCAACCCCCCCGCGGUGCAAACUGGGCCAUCCUGCUCGAACCGCCAGACCGACCCAGCUCUCUGGCGAUAUGUUUUUUUUCAAGCGGGUGUUUUGGACCUCUGGGGCCGCAGACUGGUAAAGUCGUUUCGGUGGAUGUCACGGGGGGACCGCUAUCCGGCUGUCUGCGCCCAUCCGCUCCCACCUCGGGGGGGGCGCGAGGGUACCGUCACGGAGUGGGGGUCGUCAUGGAAGGGCCCCCCCCGCCGCGCCUGAGGAACAUGGGGCCCGCAAACUCCGCCAUUACCACGGACGCCUUCCUGGAGGGGUGGCGGGCGCUCAGCAGAGAGCUCUCUCCCUGCGCGUAGCGGAGCCCCGCCGCGUCGAGGGCCUGGGGCGAAGGACGAGGGAGGAGGAGGAGGAGGAGGAGGCCGCCUCACAGCGCCGUGGCCAGCCGCAGACAGGGGGCCCCAGGCCUCUCGCAUGUGCCCUGGCGCUCGCUGCCCGAAAAUGCCGCGC
Messenger RNA from Prorocentrum cordatum, 1324 nucleotides. Lineage: Eukaryota; Dinophyceae; Prorocentrales; Prorocentraceae. The record is from the annotation of a GenBank genome assembly.